AUUGCAAGGCAAUGGCGCUUUAGGGCAUAAAUAGGAUGAAGAAAUGGUGUUUAAUCCAACGUAAAGCUUGGAUAUAUCUAUAAGAAAGAACCUAAGCCAUAGAUGUGUUUUUUCUACGUAUCGUUCAUCCAAAAGCGAUAGUGAUGGAUGUAGAAGAAACACGUGAUCAAGGCAAUACUUCAUCGUUGCAAAGUUGGUCGAUUUAGUCGAAAACCUUGGCAGAAUGGAGUCAUUUGUAGACGACGAGCUAUCAGAAAAAGCUUUGAAAUAUUACUGGAACCAGUUCAUAACAACUGCACAUCAUGCGGAAAAAUCAAGGUACCUCGAUGCAUUUCUUGAAGAGUUUCUUAAAAUKUACUCCCUGGUUAGAGGAAAUGUCAGCAAAAUGCCUGUAUUUGGGGAUUUACACAGCGUCAGUAACAUGCUYGCAAGAGAGUUUCAAACCAUCAUUCUAGCCAAGUGUACUAGUGAGGAAGAUGACCAAGAACAAAGCCUGGUGGGAUACCUGUGUCAUGGAUCUGGCUUGAUGCUUUUGGAAGUUCUUUGUAUUCUUGCAUAUAAAAUCGCUGGUUGCAGCAGUGAGCUUGCUAAUCUGAUCGUCACUCUACUGGCAGUCAUUUUACAAGUCCCUUCGCACGAGUACGACUCACUUCAAGUAUUCGAGAUGAUUAAGCUCGACUAUGACAACUACUUCCAGGACCCCAAAUGUAAACCUCAUCACUCCACAGUUGUGCAGGAAAUGAUAUUGAAGCAUUGCGAACACCUUGUAAUGAAUAGCAAGCAAACGUUUAACAUUGAGCCGGAAAACGUACUUGACAAGAACCAAGAGUCCACGUUAACUGUACCGUCACAAGACCACACCGACUCGUCCAGUGCGACAGAAGAAAGUGAUAUUCUUACAAGCAUCAGUAGUAUAGGAAGCAUAGGUUUGCACAGCUCGAACGAAGAAACCGCAUUAGAACUGCACCGACAAAGUAGUGGAAUAUCAAGCCUUCUUGAAAGUACUGACAUCCUGACACACAUUGAUCAAGGGACACUAUUCAAGCAUGAGACACUAUCAAACCAAGAGACRCCCACUGAACCAGASAUAGUUGUCAGUAAUGACACAUCUACCAAMUGUGAAGAUGUUUCCAUCAAUAGUUUUGACUUGUUAUUGUUAAUGUUAACAGUACUUGAAAACCUUUGUUGCCGGGAGUCAUCAAGUUAUGAUACAUCAUUGACCGUGAAGACAUCUGGACAAUUGAUUGACUUGAUAGCUUGUUUGAAUGGAGAAAACAAACAAGAGCAAGACUUAGAAGUGUUAUGGGACCUGGUGUCUACCAUCUCUGCUCGUUUAUUCCUCUUACGAACCGUCUAUUUCUUCAUGUAUGCCACAUUUAGAAAUCCAAAGUCAGCUAAACAACUGGUUAAAAGCUCUUACGUGAAGAAGCUUGUUGAGUUUGUUGAAAAUGAGAUUCAGUCUGCCGCUUUGACUGCAGAGCAGGCUGUAGAUCUGAUUAACGAGAUGCCACCAGCAAAGGACUCGAGUCUCUGGCAAACGUUUCAUCACGUCYUUUUCGUUUCCCUGGCAUUCCGAGGUCUUGUGGUGUUUAUAUCUUCGUGUGUUCAGUUUGGAAGUUUAAUCAAUUCUUCUUUGCUUGCGUUAUCUCGUGAAUUACUGGAACAAUUUAAUAAUAGCGGUGGUUUUAACCACUUAGCGACCAUUGCUUUAAAGUAUGAAGAACUUCAAGUAGCACUACACUCAGAAAGACUCCCUGACAACGAUAUUUCCAUUGUAGCAAUGGUCAUAAAAACACUUCCUAAAGACACCACUCUACAUGUCCUCAGUCUCGCAGGCAAAGUGAUUUCACUGUUGAAGAGAGGCAAACUUCACUGUAGAAGUGAAACGAACAGUACAACCCAUCGAAAAUCUAUUGAUUCUUACAUUCAGUUCCAGCCUCCAAGCGACUUGAUGACAUCUGACGUCGAUGAAAGCUCAGAGUCUGCUGGUGACAUGGAGAAUGAAAACGAGAAACGAAGUCAGAACAUCGUGGAUCAAUGCCAAAUCCUUCAUACAGUAAUAACCACAUUGAACAUCUUCAAAAACAGUCAAACCCAGUACCUUUCGUCGUCCAUUCUGUCUUGCUUGGCUAAGGUUGGUAUAUGUGGUUGUAUACAGCCRGAUGAUCUAGUGACUCCAUUACUGACAAGGUUCUUACUUCAACCACGUCCAUUACAAACACAAAUACUUCAACUCAUCAAUCAACUGGUAAUCGCAUCAUUAGACAACACCAUCCUUUCCAAAGGUACCCAAGAACAAUACACAACAAGGCCAAGAUCGAAGAGUAAAAGAUUGUACUCAAAGUCUCCCAAGGGCGGUAGUGUAUCCAAGAGGUCUAGUGUAUUGUCUGACAAUGAAAUACUCUCUUUUUCACCACAUCUACCYAAAAGACAUCAARAAGACGAUCACUGGUCUUGUUUGUCUCAGUACUGUACCUUUCUUACUACUGGUGAUCAAUGGCUGGCUUUAGAAACAGCAAAGUCAAUGAAAACACUUGUGUUAUUAGGAUCGAGUAGCUUAAAGAACGAAUUAUUUCGAGUUGUUCUCCUUCCUUCUCUCUUUCGUUUUGAUUUGCACAGAAAUUCGAGUAAAAGCGAGGAUUCUACAAGCACUCCUACAAACACGUCUUCGCAAUCUUCCCUGCCUGGUUUCUAUAGAGACCGUUCKCAAACUCUCCGACCUUCAAGUGCUAUUGUAAAUCAAGAAGUACUGAAGGUUUUACUUGGAUAUUUGCCUUCUCUUCUUGUAAGUCACUCCUCGAGGUCGCUUUUCUUCGACUGUGGAGGUCUGAGUGAGCUUCAGGUUUUUCUGGAUGUUGUUGAACUCCAAGAGUUAGUUGUAGGAGUUUUCGAGUUUCUCGCCUCGUUAGAGGACUGUGCAAGUGACAGUCCACUCAAAGACACUCAGGAAAACCACGAUGGUCAAAUGAAUCAAGAAGGUACAAGCGCUGUAAGGACYUUUCUUACUUUGUUGAGAUAUACAGCUAAUGUUGACUUGUUCACUAAAUCGUCGAAUAGUGAUGCACCAGAAUUAAGUGACCAAGAAAAAUGUCCUGAGAUGGUUCAGGUGGACGAAUCUGUGGAAUCUUCACAACAAGAACACACCCUAAACAAUCUGUCUUUGUGUUUGCACGUAUGGAAGGCAUGUUUAAACCUACUCGUGUCCAAUAAAGUUUUUGUUGAGUCUUUUAUUGCUGACCGAGGCCCAGUGUAUAGUAUUGACUUAUUUAAGUGGAUGAUAAACUACUUCAGCUGUUCUGUUUCGAAAAAUGAAGAAGUUCUUAGCGAAACUGUGGCAUUAUUUGAAGUUAUCCUUGCUGUAUGUAUUAGAGUAUCAUACGCUGGUCUUACGCAAGACUUCAAGGGUGUGCCUGGAAUMCAGUCCAUUCUGCGCGACGCCGAGCAAGUCGUGAUUCAUUCAGAUAUUUUGAAGGACAUGUUCGGGCGAGGCCUUUGUGACUCAUUCACCAAAGCUGCUGUUAAAAGGCUCUACUUAACGUCAUAUCCUAAUCAACAAGAUAACAGUGAUGUCCUAGAGAAAGAGUUGAUAUCAAUGAAUCCCGAGGGGGAGCUGGCACAGUUGAUYUUUGAUGAUGAUCUUGAUACUCCUGCUCAUCCUAAGAARUCUGUAGAAGAUGGAUAUGAAGCUGAUAAUGAAGUCAAUACAGACAGUAGUGAUGACUCAGACGCUAAGACUAUCAGACAGACAACUGUACCCAAGAAGACUUCACGUGAGGCGCGUCAAAAUUCAGAGAAAAGUACGAUUGACUUYCAUGGACUUGUUGGAUAUCCACAAGUUUGUCAUUUCUUGUUUACRCUGCUGGAGGCUGCAUAUGGUGGAGAACCGUGCAAGACAACCAGAAACAAAGGUGGCUCACUUCACAGUCCUGGCGAUGCGUCCAGUGAAGGCUGCAGUACUGAAGGAUCAUGGUCUAAAGUCAGACACAGUCCAGAAUGCUCAGAACGACAUCGGCGCGGUAAACCGCAGUCCAAAUUAAUCCGAGGAAUGAAGGCUCGCAAUGACAGCGAUACUAAAGAUCGCGGCGAUUCUCUUCAGGCUGAAGACUCAGCAGACCUCCCCUCGCCAUUCUCCAUCAAAGCUGUCAAUCUUCGAUGUCAUGGUAACCAGCCAUGGCCUGUAUCCGACUURAGCAUUGCAUUCUGGGUGCGUGUACAUAACCCGAAGAAAUUUCCAGAUGUAGAAAUAUCACGUGAUCGUGUUGGUUUAGUCAGUUCUCGGCCWAACAGUGAGUGGACUGGUACYCGGUCUGACUCGAUAUCAUGUGAUGAUGCUGUUCAUGUUUGCUCGUUUGGGUCAAGAAAAUGCUUGUUUGAAGUUUGGCUCUUUCCUUCGAAUGCUUCGUUUUUGUUCAGAUGGACAAAGUCAACCAGGGGAAGUACUGACGGAUACGAUGUUACUAAAGAGCUAGUCACCAGGCAUAGCUCGUUCACGCGCGGUAGAUGGCAUCAUGUUGUUAUCUCRUUAUAUCAGUCAAAACAAAAGUCUAAUGAAGCUGUCAUWGAUCGAARCGACUCCUGCAAGAUAUUGCUGAUAGUAGACGGUACUGAUGUGACUGAACAGAGCUUCGGCCCUCCCCUCCCUAACAAUGAUGAGAAAUGUACACUCUCUGUAGUGUUAAUCGGUCACGUGACAUUAACGUCGAAGAAAGAGAGGUCUGGGGAGGAGAAGGAAGUUCUUCCUGAUGGUUAUGACGUAGGAUGUGUGAUGUUAUUUACAGCUCCUGUUUCCAAAGGCUCAAAGAAGCGUAACGCUGUUGAGUGGUUGGUAGGAAAGAACGAAGCGUUUUAUCUUUAUUCACUUGGACCAAAUGCUGCCAGUGUYGGUCAUYUACAGAACGACUUUGAGCUCAUGACAUCAAACAAUCCUUCUCAGUCGUUUUUAAUYGCAAGCAAACUUUGGUCCAGACUCUCUAUCAGUGAGCGGUCGGUAGGAAGYGAGUUGAAGACUGGAUACUUGACUAGUCCUUUCAUGAUMAUCCCAGAUAUAGAGUCCUCUAUAAGGGGAAACCUUUUCUUGUCCUACUCACCGAAAAAUCCUUCCAUGUUCUCGCAGGCCGUUCGAUUACCAUAUAUAGAUGAUAAAUCACGACGAACAAGUCAAUAUGACACAUCUAAACCACCAAUCACAGUGAAUUUUGUUCAAAACGAGGCUAAACUAUUUCAUGAAGUGAAGGCUCUUAGGGUCAGUACGCUAUUAGAAGCAGCGUAUGACGUUGGAGGGAUGACAGUUUUCAUUUACCUGUUCGGGAAGGUAGUUGAGAUGACGAACGACCACAAGACUCAAGCCGAUGCACUUUCAGUCGUUCUCUCUUUACAGCGGAAUUGUGAAUAUCACGCAUGCGCAAUGUACCACCAAUCAGGUUAUGCUUUACUGAAAAGAAUACUUCUUACCCCGCAAUGUAUGGUGGGAUAUCAUAUGCUGAAGAUAUUAAUGGAAGCKGCAUGUGACGGCGAUGUCUUCAAACAAACCAACCUAUCAGACAACCCKAUCAUGYUGAAUAUCGACUCCAACGCYGUUGUUCGUAAUGUCGACAUAUUUCAACACUACCUCCUCAACUGGAAGAUAUGGGACAAGGCUAAACAAGGAGUUUUUGAAAUGUUGCUCUCGACUCUAGAGAUACUCGUCCAUGCCAGUCAYCCUCACUACAAGUUUAAUAUCWGUCAGYUUCAAAARGCUGAACUUGUACAACAGCUUCUGAUUGGUUGUCAGGAGCGUCUUGGUGAAGGUCUUACAGAGAUUCCAUCAUCCAUCAGUACGCUGUAUGUAAAUAUCAUUCACAAUAUUAUGGGUAACCCGCCUGAUCUGACSGUAUUGAAGGCUGUAUGUGAAUUCUUGAUAGCAGUGCAUCCAACAGAGGAAAUCAUUCGUCUUCAUUCUCCGAGUAGAUUCUACUUGACYGAGCGCAGCUUCARAUUUGGUAUGAUAAUUUUAAAUGACKAAMAAUMAGUKUUUUGGCUUGAGCUAUAA
This is a messenger RNA of Exaiptasia diaphana, 6028 nucleotides long. Its product is annotated as lysosomal-trafficking regulator. Bases 224 to 6028 code for a protein of 1934 amino acids. The transcript has 19 exons. The record is from RefSeq and is a predicted model, not a curated record. Lineage: Eukaryota; Metazoa; Cnidaria; Anthozoa; Actiniaria; Aiptasiidae.